ACUUCAGCCGGUAUGCUGGGUGCCACGCUUCUGAUGCUGGCCUUGCUCCUGGGGACCUCCGCCUCGCCCAGUGGGCCACCUGUAUCCGCCUUCCCGGUGGCGCCGGGGCCCUGGCUGCGCAGACCCCUUUUCAGUCUGGAGCUGUCGGACGCGGAGGACGCCUUCCCGCGCCGCGCGGGGCCGCUCGAGGUGCCCGCGGACAGCCGCGUGUUCGUGCAGGCGGCCCUGGCCCGACCCUCCCCGCGCUGGGGCCUGGCCCUGCACCGAUGCUCAGUGACACCGUCCUCGCGCCCGGCCCCGGGGCCGGCCUUGGCGUUGCUGCGCGAGGGCUGCCCCGCCGACCCUGCGGUCACCUUCCCGCCGCCGCCGCCGCGCCCGGGCGCUGCCCGCCCCGCGCGCUUCAGCUUCCGCCUGCGCCCGGUGUUCAACGCCUCGGUGCAGUUCCUGCACUGCCAGAUGAGCCGCUGCCGCCGCCUCCGGGGAGCCCGCCCGGCGCCCGCGCCUCUGGCGCCGUCUCCGUCGCCCUCGCCGUGCCUCCCGCAGGACGAGGCGUGCGCGGGCUCGCGCGGGGGCAGCGGCGAGGGCCUGGGUGCGGACAGCCCGCACCUGCACACGCUGACGCAGCCCAUCGUGGUCACCGUGCCGCGGCCGCCCCCCAGGCCACCCAAGGGUGUCCCCGGCAAAGUCGUGCGACCGGAGCCACCUGCUCUGGCCCCGGCGGCCCUGGAGCCGGCGCCGGUGGUGGCGCUCGUGUUGGCUGCUUUCGUGCUGGGCGCAGCGCUGGCUGCCGGGCUCGGCCUUGUCUGCGCGCAUUCAGGGUCCCCGCCCCCCGGCCUGCCCCCAAGAGCACCGCCCAGUGGCCCCCAGCCCAGGAGGCACCAGUGAGACAGGUGUGAUGUGCCCCCAGGAGGGUCUGGAGACAAAUCAG
Talpa occidentalis (Iberian mole) is the source of this 928-nucleotide messenger RNA. RefSeq names its product transforming growth factor beta receptor 3 like (gene TGFBR3L). The coding region runs from base 13 to 885 and encodes 290 amino acids. Lineage: Eukaryota; Metazoa; Chordata; Mammalia; Eulipotyphla; Talpidae. The transcript is spliced from 7 exons. The record is from RefSeq and is a predicted model, not a curated record.